GUGGUGGCCAAAAUGGCGGCCGUUGCGCUUCGUCAUUGAAGAGGUGCGAGCGAUCGCGACGUCGUGGAUAUAUUCGCCCCCGGAAUAUACGCCCUUGCAUGAUUCGCACGGCCGUGAAGUGAUCUACGUAUUAUGUCAUCGUACACGUUCUCGCAGAAGCUGUUCACGCCGACGCCACCGGAACGCGGCAGUUUCCCGCUGGAUCAUGAGGGCCGUUGUAAACGUACCAUGAUCAAGUAUAUGCGCUGCCUGGCCGAGAAUCGCAAUCAGAACACGAUGUGCCGCGACAUCGCCAAGGAGUAUCUCGGCUGCCGCAUGGACCACGAUCUGAUGGCGCGCGAGGAUUGGUCCAAGCUCGGCUUCGCCAACGAAACCAGCGACGUGUCCAGCGAAACGUAACGCCGAGAU
Cataglyphis hispanica is the source of this 408-nucleotide messenger RNA. RefSeq lists its product as uncharacterized. Bases 133 to 399 code for a protein of 88 amino acids. The record is from RefSeq and is a predicted model, not a curated record. Lineage: Eukaryota; Metazoa; Arthropoda; Insecta; Hymenoptera; Formicidae. Gene Ontology annotation, cellular component: mitochondrial intermembrane space. Gene Ontology annotation, biological process: mitochondrial respiratory chain complex IV assembly. The transcript has a single exon.